Aspergillus japonicus CBS 114.51 is the source of this 521-nucleotide messenger RNA. RefSeq lists its product as uncharacterized. The record is from RefSeq and is a predicted model, not a curated record. The transcript has 3 exons. The coding region runs from base 140 to 376 and encodes 78 amino acids. NCBI's taxonomy places the organism in Eukaryota, Fungi, Ascomycota, Eurotiomycetes, Eurotiales, Aspergillaceae.
CAACCUUUGCCGAUCCCAACGAUACACUGCACAUAUAAAGCAGUGAAUUGAUCCUCAGUCGUCUCUAAUCCCAUCAAUCUAUCACGGAACUACCACAGAACUAUCAGCACUCAACUUCACAACCCCCAAAUCAACCACAAUGGACAAACUCUCCGGACUCGCAUCCAAGCUCGGCGGCAGCCACGGCAGCAGCGGCAGCAGCAACAACAACAACAACCAGGAAGACUACGUCGAUAAGGGCGUCGACAAUAUCGAGAGCCGAUUCGGCGCCGACCCCCAGAAGCUGCGCUCCACCAACGAGAAGGCCACCGACUUUGCGCGCAACAAGUUCGAAAGCUCCACCGGCCGCAACGUCCCCGACAAGAUCUCCAACUAGAAGCUCUGCAUGAUGUCGAUGAUGUCGAUGAUGAUAACCUUAUGACGACGCGGAUUGCGCUUGUAUGAUACACCUAUGAUAGGAUAGGGCCUGCCCUACGAUAAUCGCUCCUUGAAUGGACAACCAUAAUAUGAUUUUGGAUUGA